UGCUAGGUAAAAUUUAGUUUUAUUUUACAAUGUAAACUCCAAUUAAACAACAGGUAGCAGGGACACUGCAACAAAAACAAAUCCGUCUUUAUGUGUGGGCGGUGAAUAUAUCGACGUUUUUCUAAAACUUUCCAUAUUUAUACCGGUCGUGUUUACUCGAUAAAAAGUGCAAACAGUGAUAACUCGAUAAGCGAUUAGAUUAUAGAUCUACCAAUGCCAUACAUUUUAGUGCGAGGUAAUCUAGCGGCUUAUGGUCAAAGAUUUCCGUGGAGAGUCUUGGUUUCUGGUUUGAAAACAGACGAUAUCGAACAAUUAAAAAGAUUCGCCUCAGGUGGAUACUGUGACGAUUCCACUAUAGUGUAUAUGGUACAUCCUUGUGUGAUAUUAACAGCUCUUGAAGUCUUAGGAUAUAGAGUAGUCGCUUCAUCUUCUACUAGUGUAAAACAGGACUACAAUGAGUAUAUGUGGACUAUGAGAAAAGACUUUUCCGAGCCAGAACCAAUUAGUGAAGAAAAAUUACCUGAAUUUAAAAUAGAUCAUAAGUUAGAGAAUAAGCUCUCACCUUCCGAAGAAAUUUGAGGUUGAUGGAUACAAAAAAAAUGGAGAUACCAGCAGGUGUACUCAUGUCUACUGGAACUUACGCAUAUGUGGCCAUUAAGGGAUCCUUAUAUGCUAACGACAGUGCUGUUUUUGGCCUUAACGAGGUAGAGACUAAGGCGUUGGUGAAAAAAUUUUCAAAUUCCCAGAGAGAGGUUAUAAAUGGAAUAUUACUAUCUGCGUCGCCGAUGCAGGUAGUUAACGCUUUGGGUCAAUUAGGCUAUAGGGUUGUCUGUACAACAGGAGAAACUGAAGUAGUAUGGACAAUGCAGAGGGAAGUGUAAUUUCCGAAUGUGUUCAGUUUGAUUUGUGCCAGAAUGUUCUAUUCUAGAUAAGUAGUUAAAAUUAAAUCAAAAAGAACAACAUGCUUUCCAUCUCUUUUUCGUAGAACAGUUUUCCAAUAGUUAUUGCAGAAAUUUUGAAGAUUUGAUAUGGACAUAGAUUUUGAAGUCAAUAAGUAAUUAAAAAAAUUAACGAAAUUGUAUCGAUGUAACGAAAAAUAAUCUGGGGAAUUCCAUCCGAAUUAUCUGGCAACAGAUAGUACAGUCUUGAAAGUACGGUACUGUAGUGUCGUUCAAUAAGAUCAAUUCACAUAAUUGCACAUAUGCAAGUCUGUCUGCAGUCAAAUUGUAUGAUUUCGUUGGAUACACAGUCACACACAAUCAAAAUUUUUGCCAAUUCAUUGAAUUCUACAAAGUUGAACGAGUACCGUGGCUGGCCAGCUUUAUAAAAGUAAUUUCUACAAUCAAAUUUUGCUUUAGUAUUGGUUGAUUUAUGUAAACCACCAAUUACUUGAUAUAUGCCACUUUAUAAACUCUUGUUGUUUAUAUGGACAUGUAUCUAUUAUUCAGAAAAAAAUUUAAAGUUUCUGCUUGGAGAUGGAUUUCAUAUUGUGCAGAAAAAUUUAUAUUUUAUAUAUUAUAUUCUUGAAAAUGUAAUGUGAUGUAAUGUAACGAGAAACAUAUUUUUUGCAAUAAUGCUGUAAUUUUUACUCUGCUUUUUAUAUUAUAGAUAGGGUAUAAACAUAUUGUGCUAUUUAUUAAUAAGAAAGUGGAACAAAAUAAUAAUAUAGUAGGCAAUAUAAUCUUUAACAUCAAAUACUAAA
This is a messenger RNA of Diabrotica virgifera virgifera (western corn rootworm), 1702 nucleotides long. RefSeq lists its product as uncharacterized. The record is from RefSeq and is a predicted model, not a curated record. Bases 214 to 579 code for a protein of 121 amino acids. Lineage: Eukaryota; Metazoa; Arthropoda; Insecta; Coleoptera; Chrysomelidae. The transcript is spliced from 2 exons. Gene Ontology annotation, biological process: negative regulation of biosynthetic process.